Cylicostephanus goldi is the source of this 402-nucleotide messenger RNA. The record is from the annotation of a GenBank genome assembly. NCBI's taxonomy places the organism in Eukaryota, Metazoa, Nematoda, Chromadorea, Rhabditida, Strongylidae.
UGUAGAUGAAAGUGACACAAGAAGUGAACAGCCUGGUCAACCGCCACAGAAUGUCAAAGAUGAUUUGGUGGAGAAUCCCAAAUGUGAAACUGCUCCUGACGGCAAAAAGGAAGAUGGAGAAGAUGAAGAAGGAGAGCCAGAACGGCCCACGCUUAUUUUUCUGGCUAAUAACACUUUCAACUUUGAGACAGCUUUUAAGCGUAUCGCUGAGCUUUUUGUAGAAGAAAGCGCAAACGAAGCCGAAAACCACCUCACCACCAGAUUCCGCAUUGAUAUGUCAUGCCGAAAUAUGGUUCGAGCUAUGGGCGCUUUGCUAAAGUAUAUGGAUUCUGCACGCAUUGGAGUCGAAUUUGAGACCGCUAACGUCCGCACGCCUGUGACCGCAAUCAAAACUAUAUCCAU